Molecule: messenger RNA, 1014 nt
Organism: Salvelinus namaycush (lake trout)
Lineage: Eukaryota; Metazoa; Chordata; Actinopteri; Salmoniformes; Salmonidae
Product: endophilin-A1-like
Exons: 9
Coding region: 55-1014 (319 amino acids)
Biological process (GO): synaptic vesicle uncoating
Cellular component (GO): glutamatergic synapse; cytoplasm; presynapse
Molecular function (GO): protein binding
Source: RefSeq, a predicted model, not a curated record
AGUGAGAAGGUUGGAGGAGCUGAAGGAACCAAACUCGAUGAUGACUUCCUUCAGAUGGAAAAGAAGGUGGACACCACCGGUAGAGCAGUGCUGGACAUCAUGACCAAAACUACAGAAUACCUACAGCCCAACCCAGCAUCCAGGGCUAAGCUGAGUCUGAUAGGGACCAUGUCUAAGAUCAGAGGACAGGAGAAGGGUCCGGGUUACCCCCAGGCUGAGACUGUACUGGGUGAGGCCAUGCAACGCUUCGGACGAGAGCUGGGAGAGGAGUCAUGCUUUGGUCUGGCUCUCCUAGAUGCUGGGGAGGCCAUGGGUGAGCUGGGGGCUGUCAAGGAUGCCUUGGAUAUGGAGGUCAAACAGAACUUUAUUGAUCCGCUACAGAACUUACAGGAAAAAGACAUCAAAGAAAUACAGCACCACCUGAAGAAGAUGCAGGGACGCCGCCUGGACUUUGACUAUAAGAAGAAACGUCACGGUAAAGGAGUUCUGGAGGAGGAGAUCACACAGGCGCUGGAGAAGUUUGAUGAGUCCAAAGAGGUGGCAGAGCAGAGCAUGUUCAACCUGCUGGAGAGUGAUAUUGAGCAGGUGAGUCAGCUAGCAGCGUUGGUCCAGGCCCAGUUGGAGUAUCACAGACAAGCUACAGAAAUACUACAGCAGCUCUCCAGCAAGCUGCACGAGAGGAUCCGGGAGGCACAGGAUAAACCCAGGAAGGAGUAUGUUCCUAAACCCCGGAUGGUCCUGGAGCUGCUCCCCCCGAGCGACAGCCACAAUGGGGGGCUCAACACCACCAAGUCCCCUGGCCCAGCCUCGUCCCCUGCUCCUAUGGACCAACCGUGCUGCCGGGCGUUGUAUGACUUUGUGCCGGAAAACGAGGGUGAGCUGGGCUUCAAAGAUGGCGAAAUCAUCACCCUAACCAAUCAGAUCGAUGAUAACUGGUACGAGGGCAUGGUCAACGGCCAAUCAGGUUUCUUCCCCAUCAACUACGUGGAUAUCCUGGUUCCACUUCCUCAUUAG